CCCAGGUUGGUUCCCCUCGUUAGAAGCUAGCUACUUACUCCCUUGUCCCCAAUACAUUCUGAUCCACCUAACUAGCAGUUUUCCAAAGACGCGACGCACUGUGUAAAGAGAGAGGUUCAAAUGCUUCGAACCCAGUGACAGUGGAGUGAACCUCGCAGAUUCCCAGCCAGAAGUCACUACGAUUAAAACUCAAGAAGAACAAGCCAGAUGUAGACAUUUCUUGGCAUGGAGAACCAGUCCCAUACUACCCCAGGGGCUUCUCCUUGUGAAGCAGAGCUUCAAGAACUGAUGGAACAAAUUGACAUCAUGGUGAGCAACAAGAAGUUGGACUGGGAAAGAAAGAUGCGGGCUUUAGAGACGCGGUUAGACCUUCGGGAUCAAGAGUUGGCCAAUGCACAGACUUGCUUGGACCAGAAAGGACAGGAGGUGGGGUUACUUCGACAGAAGCUGGAUAGUCUAGAAAAGUGUAACUUAGUAAUGACUCAGAACUAUGAAGGACAGCUACAGACCCUAAAAGCUCAAUUUUCUAAGCUAACCAAUAACUUUGAGAAACUGAGAUUACACCAGAUGAAGCAAAACCAAGUUCACCGAAAGGAAGCCCCCAGCAAAGAAGAAAUACCCUUUGAGCUGAGCAGUUUGAACCAGAAGCUAGAGGAGUUUAGAGCAAAGUCAAGGGAAUGGGACAAACAAGAGAUCCUCUACCAGACGCACCUGGUGUCUUUGGAUGCUCAACAAAAAUUACUAUCUGAAAAAUGUAAUCAGUUUCAGAAACAGGCACAGAAUUACCAAACUCAACUAAACGGUAAGAAGCAAUGUCUAGAGGAGAGCAGCCCUGAGAUCCCUCGCCUGGUGUGUGAAUCAGACCCUGGCUGUGAAGCCAGCCAAAGAGAUGAGUUCAUUAUUGAAAAGUUAAAGUCGGCCGUGAGUGAAAUAGCACUGAGCAGACAGAUGAACAAAGCUCUACAAGAGAUGAAAGAGUGCCAGGCCAUGGAAGCAGGACUGUCAGAGGUGAAGAAUGAGUUACAGUCACGUGAUGACCUCCUGAGGAUCAUAGAAAUGGAAAGAUUGCACUUGCAUAGGGAACUGUUGAAAAUGGGAGAAUGCCAGACUGCUCAAGACAGCAGGACAAGACUUGAAUCGUCAUGUUCCCCCUCUACUAAAGAACCGGAGAAAAGAAAGGAGUUGUUUUCAAUGGUCUCAGAUCAACCAAAUCAUGAAAAAGAAUUAAACAAGAUGAGAAGCCAGCUCUAUCAGGAGGAAGACCGAUGCUCCGAACAGGAACGCAUGAGGAAUGAGAUCUCCGACCUCACCCAGGAACUUCACCAGAAGGAGAUCACUAUAGCAACUGUCAUGAAGAAAGCUGCCCUUCUGGAAAGACAGCUAAAGAUAGAAUUAGAAAUAAAAGAAAAAAUGUUAACAAAGCAACAGGUCUCGGAUAUAAGAUACAAAGCAGUCCGAACAGAAAACACACACCUGAAAGGGAUGAUGGGAGACUUGGACCCUGCACGGUACUUGAGUGUGGACUGCACUGACAAGGCGCAUUCACGGUACACAUCGAUUAACAAACUGGAAUACGAGAAUGAAAGGCUCCGAAGUGAUCUUGCAAAGCUCCAUGUCAAUGGAAAAGCAGCAUGGUCUAAUCAGAGUAGCUAUGAUGAAGCAGGAGCAUAUGCCUACCAGAGCCAGCUGAAGAUGGAGACCAGUGGAGACAGAAUUAGCCAAGACUGUGAGCUGAACAGAUGCCCAACACCACCGAUACCACCUUUGCCAUUUCAGACCAAAGAAAUGAUAAGUCCCUUGGCUAGUGAUGAUGAAGUCUUCCCUCUGUCUCCACCAGAUGUAUCCUUCCCGGCUUCCCUGGCUACACAGCGCUUCCUGAUGGAAGAAGAGAGACGGGCCAAGGAGCUUGAGAAGCUGCUCAACACACACAUCGACGAGCUGCAGAGACACACCGAGUUCACACUUAACAAAUACACCAAGUUCAAGCAGAACAGACACAUAUGAGCUCUGCACCUUUUCUGUUUGCUUCCUCUCCAGAAGGAAGAAAGGGGGAAGCUCCAGCGCAACACUUGCAAAGCAGGCUCAUGAAACAGAAAUCUGGUUCCAUCUCCACAAGUCAAUCACUCUUCUGCAAGGCAGCUAGAAAACAGCAUUUGUUCCAGAAAGCUGCUUGUUUCUGCAUUUCACAUACUAAUUGUUCUGUUAGGAUAGAAUAAGCAUGACUAGCCCCAAAGGGUUUCUCUCCUGUCUAAGGAACAGUUUGGGAAUAAAAAUGAAUUAUUUCUGAUUUUAAUCAUGUAUGCUAAAGUCCCAUUUCCUGAGUAACAGGCAGCAAGAAAGGGAAGCGCUCAACUCCAAAUGUAAGGAAACUGAGUACAGCCACUCUGUGCUGGGCACAAAAGCUCAAGGACUUCUAAAAGUGAAAGGUGUCUAGAUAGAUACAUUGGACUAUGUAAACACCCUGAGAUUUGCUUCAGAAGCACAAGGACAUGCCUUUGCUGUUUCUACAUUCACUUUUGUAGUGUCUCUGCCUUAACAUCAAGCAGGAUCCUGAAUGUGCGCUGUGCACAGCCAGAGAGCCAUGCUGCCACCGAGACACAGCAAACACAGAGCACCACAUUUCCUCUGUCUCCUUUGUAAUCAUCCCUGUUUGUAAUACAAUAAAGGAAUGCAAAAUUCA
Molecule: messenger RNA, 2680 nt
Organism: Peromyscus leucopus (white-footed mouse)
Lineage: Eukaryota; Metazoa; Chordata; Mammalia; Rodentia; Cricetidae
Gene: Deup1
Product: deuterosome assembly protein 1
Biological process (GO): de novo centriole assembly involved in multi-ciliated epithelial cell differentiation; centriole replication
Cellular component (GO): centriole; deuterosome
Source: RefSeq, a predicted model, not a curated record